This is a messenger RNA of Prinia subflava (tawny-flanked prinia), 1883 nucleotides long. It is a transcript of the gene FADS6, whose product is annotated as fatty acid desaturase 6. Gene Ontology annotation, biological process: lipid metabolic process. Gene Ontology annotation, cellular component: membrane. Gene Ontology annotation, molecular function: oxidoreductase activity, acting on paired donors, with oxidation of a pair of donors resulting in the reduction of molecular oxygen to two molecules of water. The transcript is spliced from 7 exons. NCBI's taxonomy places the organism in Eukaryota, Metazoa, Chordata, Aves, Passeriformes, Cisticolidae. The record is from RefSeq and is a predicted model, not a curated record. The coding region runs from base 100 to 1305 and encodes 401 amino acids.
CUGCUCCUCCCUCUCCGGACCGCGGCUGCGGCGCUGCGGGCAGCGGGGCCAGCGGGGCUGGGCAGCGCCGGGAGCUCCGCCGGGCCGGGGCUGCCGGAGAUGCCGCUGCAGGACGGGGGCCCGGCGGUGCCGAGGGGACGGCAGGUCAACGGAGAGGUCGCCAGUGUCCCUUCCCUGGGGGACCCUUCGCUCCGGAGCGCGACAGCACCUGGUGGCAGCAGGACAGACGUGAUGGCAGAGGGCUGGGAGCCGGGGCCAGCACAGAGUGACGGGGACGUGACCCCCGGGGGAGCCCCGCAGCGAGCGUGGAAGCCCGAGGAAGCCCUGAUGACCGAGCUUUCGGAGCUGGUGCAGAAGGUGGUGAAGAGCAGCAGCUGGUGGGAACGGCACGGUGUGGACAUCAGCAUCCUUGCCUGCAGCGUCCUCCUGCUCCCGGCAGGGUUCCUGUGCCUGCGGUCGGCCCAGGCCACCCCUUUCCUGGCGGGUGUCCUCACCCUUGGCGUGGUGCAUCACACCCUGACUGUCAAGGGCAGCCACUUGGCCAGCCACAACGCCUUGACUGAGUCCAAGUCCUGGGGCAAAGUGUGGGCUAUCUUCUUCAUUGAGCUCUGCUCAGCUUUCACAGUUGAGCAGGCCACCUACAACCAUGUGAAGAUCCACCACGGCUACACCAACGUCAUCGGCCUGGGGGACUCCAGCACGUGGAAACUUCCCUUUCUGAACCGCUACGUUUACAUGUUCAUCGCGCCUCUCGCAGUGCCCAUCCUCACCCCCCUGGUUGCGCUGGGUUUACUGAGGAACGUGGAGUGGAAAGCAGCUCUCCGGACCCUCUGCUGCAUGUUUCUGGGACUUUACUGCCAUUACUGGCUCCUGCUCCACGUCUCGGGCUUCCAGUCACCGUGGUCCGCCCUGCUGUGCAUGCUGCUCACCCGCUCCCUCUUGGCCCAUCCCUACAUCCAUGUCAACAUAUUCCAGCACAUCGGCCUCCCCAUGUUCGCGGCCGAGCGCAAACCCAGGCGGAUCCACCUCAUGAGCCUGGGCGUCCUCAACCUGCCCCGCAACGCCCUCCUGGACUGGUCCUUCGGCCACUCGCUCAUCAGCUGCCACGUGGAGCACCACCUCUUCCCCAGCCUCUCUGACAACAUGUGCCUCAAGAUCAAACCCGUUGUCUCCCAGUACCUGAAGCAGAAGAAGCUGCCCUACAACGAGGACACCUACAGCUCCAGGCUCAGGCUCUUCCUGCAGAGAUACGAGGAGCUGAUGGUCCACGCUCCCCCCAUAACGGAGCUGGUGGGCAUCCAGUGAGGAGCCCGCAGCACUCGGGGGCUGCUUCCUGCAGGGACAUUCAGAGGGAUGGUUUUAGCAGGACCAACGCCUCCAUGAAGUCACGGUGUAGGAAACAUCCCUCCCUGAAGUCUUGCUUCUGGCUAGAAAAUGGUGCACAGAGCCCCUGCAGGGGGAGAGCCAGGCAGUGCAACACCAGGGACUGAAAAAUCGGGGUGCCCUCACUGUUAUUCCCAGCCAGGGCUUAGUUUUAUCCACUCUGCUUUCAUACAUGGGGAGAGGAAACCCCCCAAGUCUGGGGGGAUGUGGCACCACAUCCAGGACAUCUGGAACUGAGAAGCACCAGGAUCUGGAGGAUGUAGCUGCAGCUGUGUGGUCGAGGUGUAAGGGAAGGUGUGGAUGGUGGGGAGGGGGUUGUGUCACUGCUGCUUGUGCUUUGCCUAACUUUGGGCUAAAUCAGUCCCUUCUAGAAACAAAGAUUUGGCAAAUUCAGCCUUAACACUUUGGAUGGAUUUCCUUUAUCAUUGGGUUUUGUUGCUGAAGGAAGCCUUACUGGUAUCCUGUGGUGCCCAGGGUAGGACUGGGGGAAAGACCCUCAC